This is a messenger RNA of Micromonas commoda, 1020 nucleotides long. Its product is annotated as lipin protein family. The record is from RefSeq and is a predicted model, not a curated record. Bases 1 to 1020 code for a protein of 339 amino acids. NCBI's taxonomy places the organism in Eukaryota, Viridiplantae, Chlorophyta, Mamiellophyceae, Mamiellales, Mamiellaceae. Gene Ontology annotation, molecular function: phosphatidate phosphatase activity. The transcript has a single exon.
AUGCCCCACCUCUUGGGGCACGUGGCGUUCGGCACCCCGCUGCCGACGAGCUACCUCCCGAGCCUACCCCCGGGCGCGGGUGGGGCGUGGCCCGCGACGCCCGCGAGAACAUCUCCCGAGGAUGCGGCGGCGACGAGGGCGCCGCGAACGCCGAGGGUGAGCGGGAGCAGGGCCAACGGGUCCCCGGUCCCGAGGCGACCCAAGCGCAAGUUCCGCAAGAGCGUGACGCUGGACCCUGACAAGGUGGCGCAGCUCGGGUUGAAACCGGGGAAAAACGUAAUCGCGUUUUCGUUCAGCAGUCGGGUGUGGGGCCGGCAGGAGGUCCAGGCGCACGCGUACCUGUGGGAUUGGAACGCCAAGAUCGUGGUGUCAGACGUGGACGGCACGAUCACGAAGAGCGACCUGCGCGGACACGUCGCCGCGAUGGUGGGCAAGGAUUGGAACCACGAGGGUGUCGCGCAGUUGUACAACAACAUUCGCGACAACGGCUAUCAGCUCAUGUUCCUGUCGUCCAGGGCGAUAUCGCACUCGAAGGGCACGCGCAGGUACCUCGAGAAGCUCACGCAGGACGGGGAGACGCUGACGCAGGGCCCGGUGAUGCUCGCGCCAGAUCCGCUGUCCACGGCGCUGUACCGAGAGGUGGUGGUCCGCAGGCCGCAGGAGUUCAAGAUGCGGUGCCUGAGGACCAUACGAGAGCUGUUUCCCGCCGACUGGAACCCGUUCUACGCGGGGUUCGGUAACAGGGAGACGGACACGGUUUCCUACGCGCACGUCGGCGUUCCCGCCGGCAGGAACUUCACCAUCAACCCCAAAUCGGAGGUUUACGCCGCCACGACGAGGCACACGAAGACGUACUCGCUGGCGGGUAUCAACGAGCUGUGCGACGAGAUGUUCCCGCCGGUGGCGAGGCACAGGCGGACCAGGUCCGGCGCGGCGGAUUUGACGCACUGCGACGCGUUCGCGGAUUCGAACUACUGGGGCAAAGGGUUCAUGAACAUCGACGACAGCGAGUUGCCCUGA